This is a messenger RNA of Fusarium poae, 2631 nucleotides long. RefSeq lists its product as uncharacterized. NCBI's taxonomy places the organism in Eukaryota, Fungi, Ascomycota, Sordariomycetes, Hypocreales, Nectriaceae. The record is from RefSeq and is a predicted model, not a curated record. The coding region runs from base 1 to 2631 and encodes 876 amino acids. The transcript has 5 exons.
AUGGAGAGCCACAGCCUCAUUUCCACCGAAAGAGAAGCACUUCGAAAACAUGCCGACAUUGCGAUGGCCAAAUGGAUCACGCUCAGAAAUAAUUCGAAGAUCCUUACUCUAAGUCUGCUCUCUGAUUACAAUUGUCGAGAUACUAGAACUCUCUUGGCACGCGAUGAAGUAUCUAUCCUAAGAAUAUUCUUCGAGAACAAUGAUGAGUUAGAUCCCGAAUCUGUCGACCUCGCCCAGGCUGAUCAUGUGACAUCACUGGCUCAUGGCCUAAUAACCGCUUAUGGACCCCCCAGGAUCAUCCUUCUUGCGGCAACAGUUUUCUACUCGACCUUCUAUUACGAAACUGGCACCGAGGUGACUUGGGCAAGUGCGCACAGGUAUGCUAACGACAAGGAUGGUAUCAAGAUCUUGUUAAGCGGCUCUCAAUCUGGCUUUGUACUUCUAGUCUUGAUUUUGAACAUCUCCUGGUUUGCUCGAAAGUUCCUGUAUCAUGAGACUGGUAGGAUUCUGGAUAUGUUUAGGACAUCUCUAUGGCAAGUACUGGACACCUUGAAUCCGCGCCAACCCUGCCGUGAUCUUUGCAGCAUUGAGGACGGCUAUGAUUAUCGCAACUCGGUAAAUUAUCCAAGCGCAUACGAGCGGUCAAGAGUGAGACGCCAGACCAGGAUAUUGAGUAUGUACAAACGCAUCGGUGUCAAACUUUUGUUGCCUCUACUCUUCUUGGUCUUGUCAACGUACCUCCGCCCCUCAGCGCCAUAUGUUGAUAUGUCUAAGAGCUUGCCCAUCGAAUUACUGCAAGUCAUGAGCUACAGCGUAGACAGACGAGAUAGGGUUAACCCUCGUAUCAGCAAUCCUUGGCCCCUUCCAGAACUUAUCCAAAGUAGAUAUUGGGAGGGUCCUAAAGGUCACUUCAAAGGUUGGGCACCAGACGCCCCCGAUGGCUUUCACAAAUGGCUGUCGCGCAGUGGUUCCCAUCAAGACGAUGGACAGACAGAUAAUGGUGGUGAUCUGGAACACAUCUACAACAAAACCAAGACCAAUGGCGUAUUUUACAAUCCGGUGGACGAUCCGCUUAAGAUUACCAAUCAGGACGAAGAGGUCUUGGACAUCCUCCGCCAUACCUUUGAAACUGGGACGGUCAAGAUCAAACACGUUGCGCUCAUCAUGAUGGAAAGCAUCAGAGAGGAGCUAUUCCCCCUCCAGCAGGGAUCUGAUAUGCACAAGAUCAUCCUUCGGUCCCACGAGGGACAAAGAGAUGUAGACGAUGUCGAUGGCAUACUGUCACGCCUAACUCCGGUGGCGGAAAAGGUCACUGGCAAGCAUGUCUGCUGGAAGAGAUCAGAUGGAUCGGAGCUACCCCAGAUGCGGAUACCAGAGUGGAAUGAUACGACGCAGGAUGGUUUCGGUGGCAUCAAUGUCGCAGGUGCUUUCACCGCUGCAUCACUAUCCUUAAAAAGCUUGGCAGCAACUUACUGUGGAGUGUGGCCUAUUCCUGUUGACAACUUUAAAGAGUCCGAAGCGCAAAGUUACCAACCUUGCAUCUCGCAAAUCUUGCAUCUCUUCAACCAGAUGAAGGAAGCCAAGGCAGCUUCAAACGACUUCCUUGAACAAGACUGGCUUACCGCUUCUUUCCAAUCGAUAACGGAUAAGUACGAUCGCCAGGAUGUGUUCACCAAAAGUAUGGGCGUCGAAACGGUUGUUAACAAGGACUUUUUGAAACGAAACACUGAAAGGCAGUCGGAACUAGAAGAAAUUAACUAUUUUGGAUUCCCUGAAACCGUUUUGAAGACGCACUUGCGAGACCUCGUGAAGAAAGUCCAGCAGGAGAACAAGAGGAUGUUCCUUUUCCAUUUUACUAGCACGACACAUCAUCCUUGGGGACUGCCAGGCAAUUUCGAAAGGAGAGAGUAUAUGAACACGAAGGGGAAGAUGGCAUGGCACAAAGACUUCAACAACUACUUGAACACUAUCCGGUUCACGGAUGCAUGGCUCGGCGAGCUUCUGCAACUGUUCGAUCAUCAAGGUAUCGCUAAUGAGACACUUGUGGUUCUUGUCGGCGACCACGGGCAAGCAUUCAGAGAGGAUGUCUCCACUAGGACCGGCACGUACAAGAAUGGUCACAUCAGCAAUUUUCGCGUGCCUAUCACUUUCAGGCACCCUAGUAUUCCUCGUGUACAGUAUGAAGCGAGCGCAACUUCCAUCUCCAUUCUUCCGACGAUAUUGGACUUGCUCAUCAACACGGGAUCACUCAACCGCAGGGAUACAGCUAUCGCAUCUGAUCUCAUUCAAGAUUACGAAGGGCAGUCGCUCAUCCGGCCCUACAAGCCCAUGAAAAAUGGCCGCCGGGCGUGGAACUUUGGCAUCGUCAACAGCGGUUCAAGCAUGCUGACAGUGACGUCUGCAGAUGCGCCCUGGAGACUUGUCAUGCCCCUUGACCGUACAUCCCGAUGGAGAUUUACUGACUUGAAGAACGACCGACUUGAACUUGAGCCUCUAGAGAAUUGGUCAGUGGAACAACUGAUAAGUGAUAUAAGACAUAUCCAUGGCGAGGAAGCGUCACGUUGGACUAGGGAGGCUAAUGCGGUGGCCAACUGGUGGGCGGUGGAGAACAAAAGACUUUGGGGGUUAUAA